AUGCCUACCCUAUCGUUGAUCAACUUCAACAUCGUCUGUGCGACGCUGGGAGGAUUUAUAUCCGUCUUCGGAUUGGUGUCCUACCUGUUCAAGGAGAGAUUCUAUCUUUCUGAAGCAUUGAUUUCAUUGCUAGCUGGAGUGAUCUUCUCCCCCCAUGCAGCCAACUUUAUAAGACCCCAGGAGUAUGCACUUGGUUCCGAGCAGAAUCUAGAAGAGAUCACCCUGUACUUCACCCGUCUCGUCCUUGGGGUCCAGCUGGUCCUUGCCGGGGUGCAGCUCCCCAAACGGUACUUGCAGAUAGAAUGGAAGAGCCUGUCGCUCCUUUUGGGACCUGGGAUGGCUGCCAUGUGGAUGUGUAGCAGUCUGGUCAUUUGGGCCAUGGUGCCGAACUUUCCCUUUCUCCAUGCUCUCGUCGUGGGUGCGUGCAUCACUCCCACCGACCCCGUGCUUUCCAAUUCCAUCGUAAAGGGCAAAUUUGCAGACAAGAAUGUGCCUCGUCCUUUGCAGCGCAUUAUCGUGGCCGAGUCAGGUGCCAACGAUGGUCUUGGCUAUCCUUUCCUCUAUUUUGGAUUGUAUCUUCUCAAGUACAUUGGCAAGGGCGGCGAGGGGUACAGUGGAGGCGCUGGGAAAGCCAUAGGCUUGUGGUUCUAUGAGACUUGGGUCUAUACUGUGAUCCUGAGUGUCGUGUAUGGGAUCGUAGUCGGGUGGCUCUCCCGUAAGUUGCUUCACUGGGCAGAGGAGAAGCAUUACGUGGAUCGGGAAAGCUUUCUUGUAUUUGCUAUCGCUCUUUCACUGUUUAUUAUUGGUACAUGUGGCUUGAUAGGGACAGAUGAUCUCCUGGCCUGCUUUGUUGCCGGCAAUGUGUUUACGCAGGAUGACUGGUUUCGCCUAGAAACAAUGGAUGAUUCUUUGCAGCCAACCAUCGAUAUGUUGCUAAACUUGGCGGUCUUCAUGUGGUUCGGUGCUGUCUGCCCGUGGUCGUCGUUCCUGAACAACAGCGUGAUCCCCAUCUAUCGCUUGAUAUUCUUAGGAAUCCUAAUCCUGCUAGUCCGACGCAUGCCUAUUAUUUUUGCCAUGCACAAGCUCAUCCACCAAAUUGAGCACUUCUAUCAGGCAGCAUUUGUUGGAUUCUUUGGACCUAUCGGAGUCGGGGCUGUCUUCUACCUGUCGGUCAGUCGGGAAUUCCUGAACCAGAUCACCGUCGAAGGUCAAGUCCGUGAAGAUGCCGCGAAGGUUUCCGAGGCUGUCAAUGUCGUGGUUUGGUUCCUGGUCAUUUGCAGCAUAAUCGUCCAUGGACUCUGCAUCCCACUAGCAAAAGCCGGCUACCAUCUCCCACGGACAAUCUCCCAAGCACUCAGCACCAGCACCAUUGCUGAACCCGACCCCGUGCCGAUCGCCAAUGUGCAGCACACGCACAGCACUGCGACACGCAGCGCAGGGCCCACGAACAACCGAAACCGGAAGCGCGGUCAUGCAGGACGGGAACCGCCCGACCCAGCUGUCUUCCAGAUCGGUCGGUCUGUUAUUCGGACCACCUCUUCGCAGGAGCAAGUCCAGGUUGGAGCAGCAACAGCGGAUGAACCUGCUCGACCCGUCAACCUGGUUGUGCGAGAGAACGAGCAGGAUAGUGCACAGGAGAGUAGCAACAGUCCGACCCCUCCAUUCGAACAACAUGUCUAG
Messenger RNA from Aspergillus niger, 1680 nucleotides. RefSeq lists its product as uncharacterized. Gene Ontology annotation, molecular function: sodium:proton antiporter activity. The record is from RefSeq and is a predicted model, not a curated record. Bases 1 to 1680 code for a protein of 559 amino acids. The transcript has 5 exons. Gene Ontology annotation, cellular component: plasma membrane. Gene Ontology annotation, biological process: regulation of membrane potential; sodium ion export across plasma membrane; proton export across plasma membrane. Lineage: Eukaryota; Fungi; Ascomycota; Eurotiomycetes; Eurotiales; Aspergillaceae.